This is a messenger RNA of Hippopotamus amphibius kiboko, 1177 nucleotides long. RefSeq names its product relaxin 3 (gene RLN3). Gene Ontology annotation, molecular function: hormone activity. The record is from RefSeq and is a predicted model, not a curated record. The transcript has 4 exons. Gene Ontology annotation, cellular component: extracellular region. NCBI's taxonomy places the organism in Eukaryota, Metazoa, Chordata, Mammalia, Artiodactyla, Hippopotamidae. Bases 341 to 766 code for a protein of 141 amino acids.
CACCACUUCCGUUCCGCUCUCUCCCGCCUCCUCGCCCAGUCGGGCCGGGAAAGGUCACCGCUGCCGGGGCUACCGCGGCUAUCUCGGCGCCGCAGGAGGCGCGGGCCGCCCUGGGAAAGGUCUCCCGCAGGCGGGGGAUUUAAUUAGCUGCUUGUGUCGCUGGCGAUAAGCAAAGGACUUUCCAGUGUGAUGUGCCGCCCCUGGGUGUGACCUCGAUGUUAGAUGAGAAGCAGCAGUCCUAGUCUGCUUGGAGAUGCUAGCCGAGCCCCAAGAAUUAAUGAGACUUCCAGGCAGGAGGUGCCCAGGAUAAAUCCCGACUGGCAGAGCAGCCCUGUCCAGCAUGACCAAACGCCCGCUGCUGCUGCUGCUGCUGCUGGCCGUGGGGGUGCUGGCUGGAGAGCUGUGGCCAAGGACCGAGGCCCGGGCAGCACCCUAUGGAGUGAAGCUUUGCGGCCGUGAAUUCAUCCGAGCAGUCAUCUUCACCUGCGGGGGCUCCCGGUGGAGACGGUCAGACGUCCUGGACCAGGAAGCUAUGGGGGGUGCCUUCCAAGACGCAGACUCCAACGCAGACAGCGAGCUGGAUGAGGCAGUGGUCUCCAGCGAGUGGCUGGCCCUGACCAAGUCCCCCCAGGCUUUCUAUGGUGGCCGACAGGGCUGGCAGGGCACCCCAGGGGCCCUUCGGGGCAGCCGAGAUGUCCUGGCUGGCCUCUCCAGCAACUGCUGCAAGUGGGGGUGCAGCAAGAGUGAAAUCAGCAGCCUCUGCUAGAAGGGGACCUGGGCAGUCAGGGGCACCAGGGUUGAAUGCCCCAGCCCUACCAUCCACCUAUACCGGUGUCCAGCUGGGCACCUGUUUCUGGCCCCUCAUGCAUUCAUUCAUCAGCAAGUCACAAAGGUCAGGCACUGUGGGCUCGGACAGAGUCCCCCAUCCAACCCUGACCUUUACGCAGCCUGUCCUGACCCUGAGCAGUCUGUGCCCCUGUCUGACCAAACGGGGACCCUGACCUCUGCACAGCCCACAUCAUGCCUUUCCUGGCCUACACUGUCUCCUGCUGCAAUGGAUGCCCCUACUCUACCCAGACUGGCCACACCGAGACCCUUGCCCAAAUUGUGACUCUCCUGUCCCAACUGUGGCCACUGUCCCCUCGCCAGCCCCAAGGAUAUCCCCCCCGCCCCGCCC